Molecule: messenger RNA, 1008 nt
Organism: Zasmidium cellare ATCC 36951
Lineage: Eukaryota; Fungi; Ascomycota; Dothideomycetes; Mycosphaerellales; Mycosphaerellaceae
Exons: 3
Coding region: 1-1008 (335 amino acids)
Molecular function (GO): dioxygenase activity
Source: RefSeq, a predicted model, not a curated record
AUGGCAAGCACCACCAACACGACGACAGCGUCUGUCCAACCCGUGGAUAGCAAGACACAACGAAAAAAGAGCUUGCUCGCAGAUCUGGACACACUGAACGUAGCCCCUCUCUGGGCACAAAUGAAGCGAGUGAACCCGCCACUGCCCAAACCAAACGCCAUCCCGUUCGUAUGGAGAUACGACCAACUGCGCCCAAAGCUGAUGCAAGCCGGCGAGCUCAUCAGCGAGCAGGAGGCCGAAAGGCGAGUGUUGAUGCUCAUAAACCCCAAGACAGACAUCCCCUGCACAACCGACACCAUCUUCGGCGGCCUCCAACUCGUCAUACCCAACGAAACCGCGCCGGCACAUCGCCACACCGCAUUUGCGAUGCGGUUCAUCAUCGAAGGCACCGGGGGCUUUACAGCUGUUGACGGCCAGCGGAUCAACAUGGACCGUGGCGAUGUAAUCCUAACGCCGAGCUGGACGUGGCAUGACCACGGGAAAGACGGCUCUGGACCGAUGAUCUGGCUCGAUGGAUUAGAUGUGCCUAGUUUUAAGCACUUCCCCGUGCAUUUUGUGGAGCAUUUUGAGAAGGCGAGGUAUCCGGCGACAACGGUGGAGAAGGCGGAGUGUCCGAUUGUGUUUCCUUGGGCGGGGAUGAAGGGGCAGUUGGAUGGGGUUGUUGGGACUUGGGCGACGAGCCGAUAUCUUGACUCGAAAGGGGGUGAAGUAAGCAAAACCCUCGGCAGCGCCGCGGAGAGACUAGACGGCGGAGCAACGUCGCCAGCGAGACAGGAGACCGCUUCGAUCGUGUACCAUGUCACAGAGGGUAGUGGACAGUCCGAAGUCGGGGAGCAGGUCAUCACAUGGAAGCGUGGUGAUACGUUUUGUGUGCCGUGCUGGUACAAGUAUACGCACCACGCGAGUCCUGGUGAACGGGUGUAUUUGUAUCGGUUUGACGAUCGGCCAAUGAUCAAGGCGCUGGGGUUCUACAGAGCGGAUAGUGUUGAGGAGAUAGAGAAUGUUUGA